UCACAUCCUCGGCCAUUAUAUAUCAGUCAUUCUCCCUAAAAUCAAACCACAACAAAUUAAUAAGCUUUUAUCUUAUUAUUUCUUUUAGUUUUUUAUUUUUUAUUUUAUUUUGAGGGGGACAAUCUCACAAACCUACAUUAUAUCAAUGGCAUCAUUAGUAGCUCCUACGGUGCGUUCUACCGCGGUUGCCCUUCUUAUGAUAGCUUAUGUUAUCGGGUUUAUUGAAAGUCACAACUCUAUGGUUUAUGGCCAGUCAUGCGACGGUUAUAUGCCCCACAUCACGGGACUAACUAGCUAUUGUAACAAGUACGUGAGAAAAGACGGCCCUAGUAUCCAGCCCUCCGAAGAUUGUUGUCGUGUGAUAAGGAAUGCUAAUAUGCAUUGCUUAUGCAAGUAUGCUACCAAAAGUUUAGAAAGUAUUCUUAGCGUUCCUAAAGCUGUUUAUGUUGCUCAAUAUUGUGGUGUUGUCCUUCAACGUGGAGCAAAAUGUGGAAGCUACACAGUUCCAAAUACGCCUUGAACGUACUAUAUUCACGGUGCGUGGUGCUAUAUUCGCGGUGCGUGGUACUAUAUAGCCGGUUGUAUCUUGUACGUUAUAUAUGCACUAUAGUGCUACUAAUCACAUACGAGUAGAUCAAUAAUGCUUUAUGAUGCCAGAAUGUAAAUGGGAUAUUAUAAUCUUUGUAUUUGAUUAUUUGAUUGAUAUUGAACUCCAUCAAAAGUUUAUUAGUGAAGUGAUCUUCUAAUUAAUUGGAAAUUUGCCAAUAAAUUUUUGUACUUAA
Molecule: messenger RNA, 782 nt
Organism: Chenopodium quinoa (quinoa)
Lineage: Eukaryota; Viridiplantae; Streptophyta; Magnoliopsida; Caryophyllales; Amaranthaceae
Exons: 2
Coding region: 146-520 (124 amino acids)
Source: RefSeq, a predicted model, not a curated record